AUGUUACUUUACACGAAAGUGUUAUUACUGACGCUGAAAACUUUUCCAACACUGUAUAUAAGAAAUGAUGAGAUCUUAAUUGAUACUUAUCAUAUGUACUAUAUUCCCAUGUGUAUAUUAUAUACUUUAAUACACUGGAUCAAUAUCAACUUAUUAAGAAUGUCCUUGGAAAUAAAUAAAGAAUCUAUUACUAUGAACGAUUCGGUAGAAAAACCACAACAUAAUUCUCUACAGAAAACCCUUGCCUUGUUAUAUCUAAAUGACAACUCUAUAAAAAGUGUAACUAAUAUACUUCGUUAUAAUAUAAACCUUGUUUUUUUAUAUAACUUCCUUUAUGUCUCAUCUUCCUUAUUGUGA
Messenger RNA from Vanderwaltozyma polyspora DSM 70294, 357 nucleotides. RefSeq names its product Tkp4 protein. NCBI's taxonomy places the organism in Eukaryota, Fungi, Ascomycota, Saccharomycetes, Saccharomycetales, Saccharomycetaceae. Bases 1 to 357 code for a protein of 118 amino acids. The transcript has a single exon. The record is from RefSeq and is a predicted model, not a curated record.